Solanum verrucosum is the source of this 463-nucleotide messenger RNA. RefSeq lists its product as uncharacterized. The record is from RefSeq and is a predicted model, not a curated record. Lineage: Eukaryota; Viridiplantae; Streptophyta; Magnoliopsida; Solanales; Solanaceae. The transcript has a single exon. The coding region runs from base 14 to 448 and encodes 144 amino acids.
CUCUGUUUCGGAAAUGGCAUACACCGCUGUCAAUCGAAUUCCCUACCAGAAACUCAAACAAGAUAGCAGCUACUUCGAAGAUGAAGAUAUUGAUUUAAUACACCUGAGAGAAAAGGUAAUUGGGCAGCUUAGGAGAAAGCCGUCUUCGUUCAGAAAAGUGCAUCUGAGGAAGCGAUUGAGGAUUAAGGUACCCAGCUUGAAGAAAUUCUUAAGGAGAAAAUCUAGAUUAAUCGUGGCUGCACUGGAUAAAAUUUUGAAGAGGUUGAAGGAAAGCCAGUCACAUUUUGGGGAUCUUUUUGCUGGGAAUUACAUGUUUAUGCAGGUCUCUCCGACUCCAUUGAAAAUUUGUGCCCAAGAUCCCAAAUCUCUCUAUCUGAAAACUGUCACCGGAGCUGAUUACCUGCCUAAUGGAUUCUCAUCAGUAGGUUCCGCUAGGUAUUACGAUUAGUAGUUAUCAUUCGUU